Messenger RNA from Rhodotorula toruloides NP11, 1680 nucleotides. Its product is annotated as GDP-Man:alpha-1,3-mannosyltransferase, glycosyltransferase family 69 protein. NCBI's taxonomy places the organism in Eukaryota, Fungi, Basidiomycota, Microbotryomycetes, Sporidiobolales, Sporidiobolaceae. The record is from RefSeq and is a predicted model, not a curated record. The transcript is spliced from 4 exons. The coding region runs from base 1 to 1680 and encodes 559 amino acids.
AUGCGCCUGCUGUCUGGAAGAAGCGCUUCGUCGUCGUCUGUCACCCCUGUCCUCGUCGACCCCGCACCCCUUGCGUUCGCAGCUUCGUCUCGCUCGCUUACGCUCGUUCAGCUCGAGAUGGCCGACAGCAAACCACUGCUGGCGUCCACGACAGAUCCAGAGAAGGGCGCACCGCCCGACGAGCCUUCCAAGCCGUCCAUCUCGACCUUCGCCUCCGCUUCGUUGACAGACGCCUACGAACGCACGACGCGGCUCUUGCGGCAGGACAAGGUGCGGCGGAUAGCGGCAGCAGUAGUACUGGGCUGCCUCUUGCUCUGGACGGUCGGGCGCGGGAUCGUGGCGUCGAAAGAAGCGCGACUGCGACGGACAGCUCGCACGACGCAACGACUCGAAGGGUUCUCCGAAUCGCGGCUCGUACAGGUCCCCGAGGGCUUGCGGACACACUACGACCUCCCAGUCGACGCGCUCCUCGGCAAUCCUCUCCUCUCCUCCCACGAAGUCCCCGUCUGCCGCCUCAACACCUACCAGCAAGACCGCUACGCGCCGCUGUUGCCGUCGUACGGGGACGGCGGGAGACGGGCGAGGAGCGGGAAGCCGGUCCUGCCGCAUGACUUGCCGAGGAACAAGCUGCGGUACUUUGUCGCCAUCAACCUGUUCGACUCGGAGGACGUCUUGCCUUCGCUCAUCCGGGCACUAACCGGCGUCGUCCGCUCCCUCGGCCCUUCUCGCUUUCACAUCUCGAUCUACGAGAAUGGCUCGAAAGACGACACGCCUCUUCAGCUCUACCUCUUCGCCAAGCUCCUUCGACAACUUGGCGCGAGCUACAACAUCGUCAGCGAUCCACGUCGACGAGCCGGCUUCAAGGAGAACAAGCGCAUCGCCGGUCUUGCGCAGGUCCGGAACCAGGUUCUGAAGCCGCUGUACGAUGCGCCAAAGGGAACCUGGGACCGCGUCUUGUUCCUCAACGACGUGCACUUGUGCGAGGCAGAGAUCCUCGAGAUCUUGCUGCAGCACGAGGUGCAGGACGCCGACAUGAGCUGCGGGAUGGACUUUCAGUACCUCCGCAUCCCCGAUUUCGAGGCGUCGGGCUACCCGCUGCUCUUCUACGACGUCUGGGUUGCGCGGGACAUGCGGGGACUGCCCUUCUACGAGAUCAAGUACCCGACCGGCGACUGGAAGCUCCCCUCGCCCAUCAUGCCCCAAUCCCCCUCCCGCUUCCGCUACGACUCGCUCCUCCCGACCCAAGUCUUCUCCUGCUUCAACGGGAUCAGCGUUCUCUCCGCCUCGCUCUUCCUCCCUCCGCACUCCCUCCGCUUCCGCACAGACGACUCGGGCAACGAUGAGCACAGCGAGUGCUACCUCCUCUGCAGUGACGUCUGGAAGACGCUGUCGCCGCUCAACUCUGACGGGACGGCGAAUGCGCGCGGAGGAAGGGGCGCAAGGAUCCAGGUCGUCCCGCGUGCGAGCGUCGGGUACAAGGUCGAGGAGUAUGAGGCGGCUAGGAAGGAUCGCAAUACGACGGCGUUCGAGCUGGACGGGGAGGAGAGGAGGCAGGUUUUGGGCGACGAGCUGAUUGACUGGGAUCCCUGGCCGCCGAAGCUCGUCACGACGUAUCCUUACGGCCAUUGGGAUGAUCAGGUCCACUUCGCUCGACCUUCUCGCCGUUGCUCCUCUCGCUGA